CUGUUUGCUGUUCAGCUUCGUCUGUUCGUGCUCGUCAGUCGUGUCGCACCUUCUCCUUCUCCUUCUUCUCUCUAAAGGCAGCUGACCUGUGGUAAGUACAACAGACUUCAGCAGACCAGUUGACUUCUUACUGUCUAUCAUUCACUGUCAGCAGACACUUCACCACAAUGGCCAAAUACAUCACAGAACUUCAAGUGUCCCUGAAUGCAGCUGAGGAGCAAUCCUUUGAAUCAGAUGGCUUCAACAAAAUCAAUGUCAAUCUGAACAAAGGAGCAGGAGGGAAUGUCAUCUAUCUUUGGUACAAACAUGGAUCAGUGGCGAUCACCAAGGUUCAAGUUUCCUUCAACGAAGAUAUGGCUGUUGGUUUGAUCAAUGCAGGGUACACAAAGAUCGACACAGAUCUCAAUGCUGGAGCAGGAGGUAAUCACCUCUACCUUUGGUACUUCAAAGGGUCCGGAGAGUUUAAUACUCCCAUAGUGGACAUUAGUGUCACUGCAGAUGGAGACAAGGAAACUGAAAAGUUUGGUCUUGGUUGGGAGAGAGUGUCCUGUGAUCUGAACCGCGAGGCUAAGGGGAACUGGAUCCACGUGUGGCUGAAGAGAGAGAAACAAACCUACAUCUGUGAUGUCGCUGCCACUGAUUCCUACAGAUCAGACACCGACUACUUUCAGGAUGGCUACAUCCGUAUGGAUGAAGAUACUAACAGAAAUGCAAAAGGAGCGUAUGUCUUCACCUGGUACCGUCAGACCACCGACCCCAAGAAUGCACUCAAAGAAAUACAAGUCUCCAUCACUGAUAGUCAGUAUCAGAGCUAUCAGCAGCAAAAGUACGAGUUAGUGAAUGUUAACCUGAACGAGGGGACCAAAGGUCAAAAGGUGUACAUGUGGUACAAGAAAGAGGGAUCCAACCAACCCAUUAAGGCCAUCGCCCUGCUGCUCAACACAGCUUUGGUUCCAGAUUAUCAGAAGGCUGGUGUCACUGUUAUCCAGAGAAAUCUCAAUACAAGAACCAAGGGCUUCACUGAGUACCUGUGUUUCUAUAAGUAAAGGCAGAGAGUUCUCAACACUCACUGAAGUAGAAAGCAGGGUUUGUUAAAUCACUUGGUGAUGGCUUUUUGAAAACAUUUUCUCUCUACAUUUCUUUAUAUAAAACAAUGUGAUUAAUAUAUAACAGUAAUAAUAAUGAAAAUAUAUACUGUAAGUAUCAAGGCUAAAUUAAUGAUAUGAUUUAACUCUCUGUCAAUAAAGACUAAUCAAAUCAUUUCAAGAACACGGUUAAUGAAGGAUUGAGAAUGAAGGCUCUGUUUCACUGUAUUCUGCAUAUGUUCUGCUUUUCAAUAAACACAAAUCUGCAUGUGAAAUGA
Molecule: messenger RNA, 1363 nt
Organism: Trematomus bernacchii (emerald rockcod)
Lineage: Eukaryota; Metazoa; Chordata; Actinopteri; Perciformes; Nototheniidae
Exons: 3
Coding region: 168-1046 (292 amino acids)
Source: RefSeq, a predicted model, not a curated record